CUCCAGGAGUGCAGCGGCCUUGGGGAAAUGCCCGGAUCUUUUGUGCCAACAGUCACUGCUAUAUCCACAAGCCAAGACCUCCAGUGGCUGGUGCAGCCUACCUUGAUUUCCUCCAUGUCUCAGUCGCAACAGCAGCAACAGCAGCAGCAGCAGCAGCCUUCCGGGCUGCCCCCACCCACAGUGGACCCCUAUGACCUGCCCGGUCCCAGUUAUGCUGCCCCCGGAAUGGGUGCCUAUGGAGCUGGCCCUUCGACUGCCCCUGUGCCUGAGGCCACCCCGCCUCGGUCCAGCAGGGCCCGGCCCCGAAGGACACGUGAAGAAACGCUGACCCCCGAGGAAGAGGAGAAGCGCCGGGUCCGCAGGGAGAGGAACAAGCUGGCGGCCGCCAAGUGCCGGAAUCGACGUCGAGAACUGACCGACCGGCUUCAAGCGGAGACGGACCAGCUGGAGGAAGAGAAAGCCGAGCUGGAGUCCGAGAUUGCGGAGCUGCAGAAGGAACGGGAGCGGCUGGAAUUUGUCCUCGUGGCUCACAAGGGCACCUGCAAAAUCCCCUACCAGGAGAUCACGGAACUGAGUGGGCAGCCCGGCCCCUCGGCAGAGGAGCUGACCGACCCGUACCCGGUUAACCCUUCCUAUACGUCUUCGUUUGUGUUCACCUACCCAGAGGGAGCCACCUGCGGAGCCAGCCACCAGCGGAACGGCAGCAGCGACCUUUCCCCGGACUCUCUGAACUCCCCCUCGCUCCUUGCUCUGUGA
Molecule: messenger RNA, 756 nt
Organism: Thamnophis sirtalis
Lineage: Eukaryota; Metazoa; Chordata; Lepidosauria; Squamata; Natricidae
Source: RefSeq, a predicted model, not a curated record